Messenger RNA from Medioppia subpectinata, 1918 nucleotides. NCBI's taxonomy places the organism in Eukaryota, Metazoa, Arthropoda, Arachnida, Sarcoptiformes, Oppiidae. The record is from the annotation of a GenBank genome assembly.
UACUUAAUGGAUGUAAACUAAAACAUAAUGAAUGUCAAUCUCAACGUAUAGUGCCUUUCAUUGACCGCAAACCUCAAUGUCUGACCGAUUGGUGUCCGCAAAGACAUCGGCGACGAUCACUGCCAAAGACGACGGUCAAGCGUUGACUUACGAGUCUAUCAUUGAGUCGUUUGUUCGCCAAAAGUCAUUCAAAUGCCAUUACGACGGAUGCGACAAAGGGUUCGUCACUCAAAGCCGAUUGGAUUUGCAUAUAAGCCGAAGACAUGCCAUCGAUGGCAGCGCACAGACCGGGGAACCGAUCGCCAAAUCAUCUCAUGUCAGACACCAAUCAUUGAGUGCAGCACUCGAUGACAGACAACACAUACCAGUCAUCACUACUACUACUAGUCCUACAGUCCCGACAAUAACCACAACCACUACUACUUCCAGUGCCGACAGUCAAUGGGUGGCCAAUACUCUACAUAAUCUCAUCACAUCAUCCGAUGCCGGAGACCAGUCCAUGAGUAGAGCACCCGAUGGCAGACAACUGAUGCCAACAAUCACUACCACUAGUCUUUCACCGCAACCGCCAAUCAUUACAACCUCUAUCUCCAGACCCGUCAGAAACUCAUCCGAUAUCACAGACCAGUCGAUGAGUACAGCGACUGAUGUAAGCGCACAGAAACUAGAGAUCACCGCCACUGGCCCUACAGUCUCGGAGCAGACGAUAACAACAACAACCACUUCCAGUCCCGACAGACAAUCGCUGGACAUAACUCUUACAAAUGAUUCGGACUCUGAUAUCGGUAUCAUUGGUAGAGUUCCGGCGCCCAAACGGCCCGCACGUAACCGAUCGCCCGUUGAUAUCAAGCCAUCGCUCAUAGACUCCAUACCUCUGAAGCCUAAUAUUGUCAAAAAAGCGCCCGAAAUGGAUAUUAAGGUGACGAGCGCUGGCAAUGAGCUAAUCCGUGACAUCGCGCCCGGCGUACGGAGGGUUAGGAGGCGUGAGUCGCCCGCAGAGCCCCGAGCGGUGGCCAUAAACACUACGACCACAGCGUUUCGGUCAACGAAAUGGCUCGAGUGUCCGAAUACGGGUUGCGGUAAAACAUUUCCAACAAACAACUCAUUGCACAAACAUCUGGAGCGGCGCUGCAAAUGGCGACCGCCGGGUGUCGACCAACCGGUGGCCACCACUAGUAGACCGUCAGCGGCGGUACACGAGUGUCCGGACUGUAGGCACACCUUUAAAAAACGCCGACAACUGCAUAGACACAGACAACAGCGCCGCUGCCAAUCGGGUGAACCACUGGUCAACCCGUGCCCGCGCGUCGACUGCGAUAAGACAUUUAACACACGGAAACAACUUCAACAACACCUUAAGUACGGCCACCGGAAGUACGACAAACCCCCGGCCGUUAACGGUGUCGGACAACCGGUGACCACCGCUGUUAGUUCAUCAGCGGCGGUGAUCAACCAGUGUCCAGAGUGUUGGCAGACCUUUAGAAGGCCGCGACAACUGCACAGACAUAGGGACCUCCGCUGCCAAUCGGGUGCCAGUGAGCCGGUGGCCAACCUGUGCCCGCGCGCCGACUGCGGCAAAACAUUUACAAACCGGAGACUACUUCACAAACACGUCAAGAAUCACCGGAAGUACGACAAACCCAAACCCCUGAUCGUUAACCGGCCACCGAUGUUAGAGACCCGCAAAGUCAUCGCUUGCUCCCCAAUGAGAUACCUGUGCCGGCACUUGGGCUGCCAUCACGGGUUUGCCGAUCAACAGCUACUGUACGCACACAUUCAGGCCGUCCACGUGUCCGCCGCGCUGUACGACCCGUCGGCGUCUGUACACCCGGCCGAUCGGCACCGAUGUUCGCGUUGUGACAACACGUUUGUGUCGAUGCGCGCCCUUCAAGACCAUCAAAUGCUGGCUCAUCGCUGA